Pochonia chlamydosporia 170 is the source of this 2313-nucleotide messenger RNA. RefSeq names its product Tfo1 transposase. The record is from RefSeq and is a predicted model, not a curated record. Gene Ontology annotation, molecular function: protein dimerization activity. The coding region runs from base 1 to 2313 and encodes 770 amino acids. Lineage: Eukaryota; Fungi; Ascomycota; Sordariomycetes; Hypocreales; Clavicipitaceae. The transcript is spliced from 3 exons.
AUGUCGGUAGCUGACGCCUCAUCAUUUCUGGUCUCCUCCACUCCUGCCUCAUCAUCCACGGGGUCUUCGGAAGUCUUUACAACACAUUCUCCGGUCCAGAUGAACAUCUGGACCUUGUUUCGACUUCCAGUGGGCUCCGAGCAGACUCAUAUCAUUCAGAAGGUUGGUACAAAAAGACAUAAGAAGGUUCUGCACUACUGUCUCUCUUGUGAGAAGCAGAAAGCGAAGCCGAUCUGGAGCAGUGCCUACACAGGCAAUGCGAAGGAGCAUGUCCAAAAGGUGCACAAAGCCGAGUGGAAGGAAUGGUCUCGCAACCACGGCAAUUCCUUGAGAACAGAUGGUCCAAAUCAAGCAUCCAUUGAUAGGUAUAUGCAACCAGUUGGUGUCCACUGUUCGAGGCACCUAACCCUCCGGCAAGCUUUUGAUAAGCCACGAUUUAUUAGGGCGUUUAUCGCUCUUUGCGCCCGACGGAGAGUAUCAUUGAGCGCAACAGAGUGGCCAGAACUUCAAGAACUUAUGUUAGCAGGCAACCCUACUAUACAAGACCUCUUGAAGCUGUCUCGACGGACGCUUGUGCGCCUCCUUGAAAGGAACUAUGUAGAGUAUCGUAAGCAACUCCAGACGGCGAUUCAAGACGCUGUCGGCCAGAUACACUUCUCCACGGACAUGUGGACAUCACCUGCGCGUCGAGGACAUCUCGCAAUCUGUGCACAAUGGGUUGAUUGUGAAUAUAGGCUGCGGAAAGCUCUGCUAGGACUCCCUCAAGUAUUGUACAGCCAUAGCGGAGAGUGUCAAGCUGUGCACAUCGUCAGGGUUCUCAGAAGUUACGGCAUUACCACCAGAAUCGGCUAUCAUACUGGCGAUAACGCUACGUCAAAUGAUACUAUGUUAAGAGCGUUAUCAGACCAUUUGAUGACUGAGUACAAUUUCAACUUCAACCCUGUUGCCUGCCGAAUCCGGUGUCUCGAUCAUAUCCUCAACCUCGCCCUUCAAGCCUUCCUACUAGCCAAGUCAAAGGAGGCUCUUAAAGCCGCUCUUAAAGCCGCUCUUAAAGCCGCACUUGACGCAAUUGAUCUGGCCGAAGAUGCAGACCCAUACGAAGUAUUCUCCGCCGCGAUGGGGGUGCCGAUGGUGCAAAAUAAUGGAGAUGGGGCGAGACCAAGAGAGAUUGCCGAAAGGGCUAGAGGCAAAGGCAAGCAGAAAGGCUUCGAGGGCUGGGGAUCGACCCCUGCACUCGAGAAGCUCCAUAACCUCGCUGUGUGGCUCCGAAACAGCCCAAUCCAUCAUGACUUAUGGGAGCGAGCUAUCGGUAUCAGUCUAGGGAUUGAUAACGAUACCAGGUGGUCAUCGUGGUACUUUAUGAUUGAUCGAGCGAUCCGGAAGAAGAACGAGAUCAUCAAAUUCUUACAUGAACACGAUGAGGCCUGUGGCCCCAACACUCUGACGCAUGGGGAUUGGGAGAUACUGAGAUGUACACACCAAUUUCUCCAAGUAUUCAACAGUGGCACUUUGUGGGUUGAGGGCGACCGUGCAGGCCUAUCUCAGUCGCGUGAGAUGAUGGACGUGAUUCUCGCUUUUUUUGAACAGCAGAAGAAUCUAUACUCAUCCGGAGAGCGGAAAGAUCUUCGGAUGGUCCAUUCCAUUGAGAUGGGGUGGUUCAUCCUUAACAAGUACUAUGAGCUCACGGACACCGUUCCGGUGUACGCUGCUGCGAUGCUGCUCGAUCCGUCAAAGAGAAGGCGAUAUCUGACCCAGAACUGGCCGGAGCAGUGGCAUCAGAAAGCUCUCGAUGCCACACAACGUAUUUGGGAAGACAAAUAUAAGAAUAUGCCACUCACUCAGCCUGAGGAGGAUGCGAUGCAGGUUGAUGGCUCUCUACCUUCUCCAGAUAAGCCGAGAAACGAGCUGGAUCGAUUGAAGCUCUCUCUGCAGGUUGAAUUGGCUGACCUCACGGAUGAGGACGAUGUGCAGCUAUUUCUUAAUGCCAGGCCCAUCUCGAUCAAACCUUUAACUCCCCUGGAAUGGUGGUGUUUACCAGAACAACGACAGCGCUACCCGCGGCUCCAUCGUAUGGCCAUCGAUAUACUCUCAAUCCCUCCAUCAUCAGCAGAGCCAGAACGAACGUUUUCAGCUGCUCGUCGUACACAAUCGUGGGACAGGCUUCGGAUGACGGCAAACAACCUAGAAAGGCUUGAGUGUAUCGGCAAUUGGUUGAGAAACGGACAUAUUGAUCUUGUACAUAUAAUCACGGCGAUUGAGGGUAUGAAUGAAGUGGAGGUCGAGCUAGAUUUUGACUCCGACGAGAUGGGAUAG